Messenger RNA from Acanthoscelides obtectus, 2304 nucleotides. The record is from the annotation of a GenBank genome assembly. NCBI's taxonomy places the organism in Eukaryota, Metazoa, Arthropoda, Insecta, Coleoptera, Chrysomelidae.
AGCUUAGAACGAGUAUGCUUCGAGUAUUAGGAUCCCAACCCAAAAGUGACAGCAAACUUAAGUCAUAAGUCAGUGUAUAUGUUUUGUGGUCAUAACCUCAAAAAAUUGUCAACGUCAUUUGAUUCAAAAUUGUAAUAAUAUGUGGGAAUUUUUGAAAAAAUUGAGACGAUUUGAUGCUUAUCCCAAAACUUUAGAAGAUGUAAGAAUACAGACCUAUGGAGGUGGCACUAUCACAAUAAUCAGCUUUAUCAUUAUGGGAUUAUUGUUUUGGACUGAAUUCGUUGAUUAUAUGACACCAAAUGUAACAGAAGAACUGUUUGUGGACACGUCAAGGAGUCCUACAAUUCAAAUAAAUUUAGAUUUUAUCAUCCCAAAGAUCUCGUGUGAUUUUUUAGCAUUAGAUGCAAUGGACUCAUCAGGUGAACAACACCUGGAAAUUAAUCAUAAUAUUUAUAAAAGGAGACUGGAUUUAGAAGGUAAACCUAUAGAAGAUCCAGUAAAAGAGGACAUAACAAUAAAGGUUAAAACCAACACAUCCACUCCUGCAGGGAACAAAACAGAAUGUGGGAGCUGUUAUGGAGCCGCUGAUAGAUGUUGCAAUACUUGUGAAGAUGUAAAGGAAGCAUACAGGGAAAAGAAAUGGGCCAUUGAAAAGCUGCAUGACAUUGAACAAUGCAAAGAUGAAAAAUACAAUGAAAAAUUAAAAACAGCUUUCACACAGGGCUGUCAAAUCUAUGGAAAUUUGGUAGUAAAUCGAGUUAGUGGUAGUUUUCACAUUGCUCCUGGAGAAAGCUUCACAAUCAGUCAUUUACAUGUGCACAAUGUACAGCCAUUCUCAUCAAACGAGUUUAAUACUUCACAUAAAAUUAGACAUUUGUCAUUUGGGCCUGUGAUGGACAGUCAAACGCACAAUCCUUUGGCAGACACUGAAGUAAUUGCUAUUGAAGGUUCAACAAUGUUCCAGUAUUACAUUAAAAUAGUUCCAACGUCUUACGUGAAGAAAGACGGCUCAGUGAUCAACACAAACCAAUUCUCAGUGACGAAGCAUCAAAAAAUGAUAUCAAUGGCCAGCGGAGAAUCUGGCAUGCCCGGCAUUUUCUUCCAGUAUGAACUAUCACCGUUAAUGGUGAAGUUCACCGAAAAAGAACGAUCUUUCGGACAUUUUAUGACGAACUUGUGUGCGAUUAUCGGUGGUGUAUAUACUGUGGCUGGACUCAUAGAUUCGUUAUUGUUCCAUUCGAUUAAAUUGAUACAAAAGAAGAUGGAGUUAGGAAAGUUGCACUGAUUAAUAUUAAACUGUUCUUGCAAGAUCUAUUUCAACGUCAGUUUUGAUACCCAUAAUCCUCAGUUAUAGGUAAGAUGACUGGAUUUGCGGGACGUUAUUUCCAUCUCCAUCUUGGCUAAUCCAAUAGUCUUUUUUUAAUGAAGCAUAAAGUAAAUAAAUGUUAAUUUUUUAAGUUGAUGUCGGCAAAGUUGGGGUUUUCCUUUUCUGACACAACUACGAUUGAUAUAACAAAGCUAAUGUAUGGUGAAACGUGAGAGAACAAGUAAAAAAAAUUAAAAAGUACUCACUGUUCAGUUGAAUUGAAAUUCCAAGUACGGCUCUGUCGUAAAAUCCGUGUUUACAUCUUCGUCGCACGUCGUAUAACUGUGUUCGCGCAGUGGACGUGAUCGAGUGAUAGGACAGGACCGGCUUCGGUUUGGUUCAGGUUUGAUUGAGCCCAAUAUCGGUUCUCUUAAGACACGAAAACCCCAACUUUGCGGACACCCUGUAUACUUGACAAUGGUCUUGUGUCAGUAGGAACUGACGUGAUGUCGACCAACAUUUCUAACCCGAGGCAUGACACCAAAUCGGCGUGUGUAGUGGCAACUUCGGCUGAGAUAAAAACAAAUUCGCCAACUUUUGUGAUAGAUGUAAACAUAUACGUUUGAAAUGGAUCUAAUUUGUUCUUUUUGUGGUGUUUGAGUUUAUAUUGUGAUUUUAUAUUAAGGACUUAUAGGGCUAAUAAAAAGGACUGUUUCGGUAUAUAAUCAUUUUUAUGAACUAUGAAUAUCUACAAAAAUAGGAAUUCAAUGAAAUCUGUUCAUAAUAUACGAGUAGACAAGUUUGCUAAAAAGAGACUAAAAUACCACUAGGUUCUCGAAAAUAUCAGAUUUACAGUAUUACAUACUUGUUUAAGAACGAAUGUACAAAAUUCUUCAGUACGACCUCUUUGGACAAUAAUCCAUUCAACAUUCAAUAAAUGAAUUUGAAACUUUGAACAACUUUCAUUUCAUACGAUUAUAUUCAAGAAGCACGGCAGC